CGGAAAUUACACUUUCACUCCCCCACACUCGCUCCCUCCCCCGAUUCAUUUUCCGCUUGCUUUGAUUUUGCUCCACCAAAGAUUCAACAAUCGAAACCCUAAAAUGAGCUCCAAAUCGCGCGCCAUCUCUCAGCAAGCAUUCGAAUCGCUAGUUACGGAGAACAUCGAAGAUCUGGGCAUGGAUCCGGAUGAAGCUCUUGAGGACGCCGUCCAAACCCUAACUCUCCAAGGCGUCGAUCUCUCUGGAAUCAUAAAAUGCAUCCCUGGAGUUAAUGGUGUUGGGGACCAUCCUAUUAUGCAGCCACUAGAUAAGCUUAGGGAAAUUUCUAAAGCAAUUAAUGAGACCAUCAACCUCGAGGAGUUGAUUGAGCUGCUCAAUAAGCUCUAUGAUCUCUCCACUGAAGCUCCAGAAAAUGCAUCUAUAGCAAUAAGGAAUGGAGGGGUGGAGCUUGUCAUCUCCAUAUGCUCUAAUAUUAGAUCUGAGAAGCCUCUUAUUUCAGCUUUGAAGGCAUUGAGUUCUAUCAUCCCUGACGUCCAAAGUACAGAAACUUUUCGGCAGAGUGAUGGACCAAAAAUUGUCAUGGAUAUUCUCAACAACCACCACCAAAACAUUGACAUAUUAGAUGGUGGUUUGUCUGUCAUUGCAGCAGCUGCAACUUGCAAUGAAGUCCUCAAAGAACAAUUCGUAGACUUGAAAGUUGAUGAACUUUUUCUACAGAUUAUGGGGGAACAUUCUAAAGACACUCCACAAAGCUUAUAUGAUGCCAUUCGUGUACUUUUAACACCUGAUGAUAAUCGUGUGGUGGCUUCUCAAGUUUUUGGAUAUGCUCGAAGAUUUGCCAAGCUUGGAAUUGCAAAUGCUCUCAUUGGUGCACUCCAGGGAGGACAGCGCAGUUCAUCUAGUUUAAUUUCAGCAUGCAUUGCUUUAAAGGCAGUUGCUGUUAAUGAUGAAAUUUGCCGAUCAAUAUCUGAAAAUGGCGGAAUAGAUGCAAUUUUCCAAUUUAUAGAUGGCAGUGGCGAAUAUAACAACAAGGCUGUGGCUCGAGCUUGUUGUUCUUUGUUAUCUAAGCUGGCAGGAAGUGAUGAUAACAAAACUGCUAUAGUUCAGAAGGGUGGUCUUGAUAGACUAAUUAAACUAUCAUCCAGAUUUUCGGAUGAUCCCUCUGUUCUCCAAGAGGUUAUGUCUACUAUUGGUAUACUCUCACUCAGAUCCCCUGAGAAUGCUGCUCGUGCUGUUGAAGCUGGUGCUGGAGAUCUGGCAAUCCAGUCAAUGCAGAAGUUACCUGCUGCAUAUCAGAUGCAACGACAGUCUUGUCUUAUGAUCCGCAAUCUUGUGGCUAGGAACCCAGAAAACAGGACCAUUCUUUUGAACAACGGCAUUGAGAAGUUGAUAAGGAAAGCCAAGGGAAGCCAUCAAAGCUGCAAAGAUGCUGCAACUGCCGCACUGAGAGAUCUCGGAUUGGAUGAUUACAACGCAUAACAUAACCUAGGCGCACGACAUUGGCAAUGAAUCUUCAUCCUUGGAAAUCCGAAGUCUUGAUUUUCAUUUGUUUUGGUCAUGAAAGAUAGUAAAGUUUCUAAGGGAUGAAGCUCAUUUCUCUGUACAUUUUGAUUGCAAUCAGAUAGUAAAGUUUUGUGAUCUGGAUUAAUGAAAAGUAAAAGUUUGAAGUUUUUCUGUCUA
Molecule: messenger RNA, 1681 nt
Organism: Asparagus officinalis (garden asparagus)
Lineage: Eukaryota; Viridiplantae; Streptophyta; Magnoliopsida; Asparagales; Asparagaceae
Product: armadillo repeat-containing protein 6
Exons: 8
Coding region: 104-1480 (458 amino acids)
Molecular function (GO): protein binding
Source: RefSeq, a predicted model, not a curated record